Molecule: messenger RNA, 366 nt
Organism: Auxenochlorella protothecoides
Lineage: Eukaryota; Viridiplantae; Chlorophyta; Trebouxiophyceae; Chlorellales; Chlorellaceae
Exons: 4
Coding region: 1-366 (121 amino acids)
Biological process (GO): mitochondrial respiratory chain complex III assembly
Source: RefSeq, a predicted model, not a curated record
AUGGUGAAGCUCACUUUCAUCCUGCUCUUGGCACUGGUGUCGGCUGCCGCAGUUGAAGCCUUCAAGGGCGACGCGGUCAUGCUGCCGGAGGCCUUGAAAGAGAUCCGAUCGCGCUUCGAGGAGUCCCGUGGAGAGCGGGACCCAGAGACCCUGGCCAAGCUCCAGCACGACGCCAGCGAGGCUGCCGAGUUCAUCACAACCCACGUGGUGCAGGCCGCAACCAAUGAGCGUGGGAACCUGGAGAUGACGGUCCCCCCCAUCACACACGGGUCGGAGGCGGAGCCGGUGCUGCCCGGCAUGCGGUUACCCCGCGAGAAGAAGGGCAGGAAGGCGGCGGAUGCGAAUGACGGCCCCCGCGCCGAGUGA